AUGUCUGAAUUCAGUCAACUGGGCAAAGACGACAAAUUAGGACUUUUGAUGGACGGCUUUCCUAAGAUUAUAAGCCUUUUAUCAGUUCUUAAUUUUAAUUUUGAGGGCAGAUUCUGGACCUUACCCUUUGACAAUGAAAACGCGGCACAACUUUCUAUGGAUGUAAUCAAGAGUCACGAAUUGCUUCCCACAGAAAUACAUUAUAAAUUCAUGAAAAAUGUUCAGCAAGAAUGCAAAUCCGAUAUGACCAUGCUUGAUUUGUUAUCCGCUGUUUUACUAUUCAAUCCAAACGGUUCAAUUCUGGUCCAUAAGCAUUAUAUUACAUUACAACAGAAGACUUACAUGUAUUUACUUCAACGCUAUUUAGAGAUUAAACACAACUCUAAGAGUGAAUCCGAGACCCGAUUCUUGCGAUUAAUGAAUUGUGUGAAUGAGUUACAUGCCCAUUUCAAGAUAAGUUACCUAUUUAACCAAAAUAAGUUUAAGUUUAAUGAGAAAAUGAGUGAAAAAGUAUGUACUGUUUGCGGUGAUCGAGCACUGGGUCGUAACUACGGAGUGAUCUCAUGCGAGCCCUGUCGUAUAUUUUUCAAAAGGAAUUCCAAUAGAGCUCAGGUUUACCAUUGA
Molecule: messenger RNA, 624 nt
Organism: Oppiella nova
Lineage: Eukaryota; Metazoa; Arthropoda; Arachnida; Sarcoptiformes; Oppiidae
Source: the annotation of a GenBank genome assembly